AUAUACUAACUGAACUACGCUCGUCGCUCAUACGCACUACGCUGUGUUUACCGUCUACGACUGUCUUCUGCAUCUUUUUGUCUGUUUCUAGUUUGUUCCUCUAUUUUGCCAUGUCUGUUGUGGUUAAAACGUGUUGUAAAUGCCAACGAUUGUAUUUUCCUCAUUUCAUCCACGAUUGCAAUGUACUAGAUACUUCAUUGAUACCUAGUACAUUACAAUCGUCAGAUCGAGCGAAAACAGUUAUCAAUACUAAGCAACAAAACAUUAGGCCAAACACUACAGAAAUAGAUGAUGGUACCGUUAGUAACGAAAUUUUAUAUUCAACUAUUAUUGGGGCAGUGCUGAAAUAUCCUGCUUAUAGAUGGGACCAUCGUCUACCUUUAAAGGACCGGACUGAGAUCAAAAAAAGAAAAUUAUGGGAAUUGGUGCAUUUGGAGUGUGGAGGUAAUUAUGAUGUACCAUCAAUUAUUAGUAAGUGGAAAUAUUUGAGGGAUAAGUAUGCGAGGGAAAAAAAAAAUUAUAAACGUCCAUCUGGUAGUGGCAGUACGCAGUUCAAAGUAUGGGAGCAUUUUGAAGAACUCAAGUUUCUUGAGGAUAUUGUAGCUGUUGAACCUACUACUUCUUCAAACUUGUCACUUGAAAUGGACAAAAGUAGUCCAACCAUUUCAAAUGCUUCAUCAUCAAGAAAAAGAAAAACGCAUGAUGUUAUUGGUGAAGCUAUUCUAAGUGAAUUAAUAUCGUCUAGGCCUAAAACACCACCACCUACUACAACACCAACAGUGACUGACCCAUUUUGCGCCUAUUUGAUGGAUACAAUGAAGGAUUUACCGAAUAGCAUAAAAACUCAAUUGCAAGAGGAUAUAUUAGCAUUGGUGUUUGCUGAAAAAAAAAAGCACCGUUCAAAAGAUUAGUACAAAUUUUAUUUUUGAUAUAUGUCUCUUC
Messenger RNA from Acyrthosiphon pisum (pea aphid), 942 nucleotides. RefSeq lists its product as uncharacterized. The record is from RefSeq and is a predicted model, not a curated record. Gene Ontology annotation, biological process: regulation of transcription by RNA polymerase II. NCBI's taxonomy places the organism in Eukaryota, Metazoa, Arthropoda, Insecta, Hemiptera, Aphididae. The transcript is spliced from 5 exons. Gene Ontology annotation, cellular component: nucleus; transcription regulator complex. Bases 111 to 911 code for a protein of 266 amino acids.